Colletotrichum lupini is the source of this 1149-nucleotide messenger RNA. Its product is annotated as GTP-binding protein YchF. The coding region runs from base 1 to 1149 and encodes 382 amino acids. The transcript has 9 exons. Gene Ontology annotation, cellular component: cytoplasm. Gene Ontology annotation, molecular function: GTP binding; ATP binding; ATP hydrolysis activity. NCBI's taxonomy places the organism in Eukaryota, Fungi, Ascomycota, Sordariomycetes, Glomerellales, Glomerellaceae. The record is from RefSeq and is a predicted model, not a curated record.
AUGCCUCCGAAAAAGAUUGAAGUUGUCAAGGACAAUGUCGUGGCGUUUGGCAGGGUCAGCAAGAACCUCAAGAUGGGGUGCGUCGGCCUGCCCAACGUGGGCAAGUCGAGUCUGUUCAACCUCUUGACCGAGCAGAGCGCCGCUGCGGAGAAUUACCCCUUUUGUACGAUUGAGCCCAACGAGGCGAGAUGUGCUGUUCCCGACGCUCGAUAUGACUUUUUGUGUGACCUCUGGAAGCCGCCUUCCAUGUACCCCGCGUAUCUGCAGGUCACCGACAUUGCUGGCUUGAUCAAGGGUGCUUCGACGGGAGCGGGACUUGGAAAUGCUUUCUUGUCUCAUAUCCAGGCUGUUGAUGGCAUGUUCCACAUUGUCAGAGCAUUUGACAACGACGAGGUUUUGCACGUGGAUGACUCGGUUGAUCCCGUCCGUGACUUGGAAACUAUUCAAAAUGAGCUUUGCAAGAAGGAUCUUGACAUUCUGGCCAAGACCAUCGUCGCCGAGGAGCUGAUCGUCAAGAAGGCAGGAGGCAAGUACAAGAUGCUGCCCCUCUUCACAGAGACAACGACAAAGAUCCAAGCUAUGCUGGAGAAGAACACCCCAGUCCGCGACGGAAGCUGGACCCCCGCCGAAAUUGCCCUCAUCAACGAAAAGAUGUCCCUCAUCACCACCAAGCCUGUCAUCUACCUCGUCAACCUGACAAUGAAGGACUACCUCCGCCAAAAGAGCAAGUACCUCCCCUCCAUCGCCAAGUGGGUCACCGAGCACGGCGGCGUCCCGCGCGACAUCAUCCCCUUCUCCGUCGAGUUCGAGGAGAAGCUGCACAGCUUGAAAGACGACCCGGCCGCGCGGGAGGAGUUCCUCAAGGAGAGCAAGGUCAAGUCCAAGUUGGAUAAGAUUGUGACGGAAGGCUUCACGAAGCUUGGAUUGCAGUAUUACUUCACUGCUGCCGGCGCCAUCCACAGCGACUUUGAGAGGGGCUUCAUCAAGGCUGAAGUCGUUGCCUACCAAGACUUCUACGACCUCUGCGAGGGCGGCAAGUCCAUGGGUCCCAUCAAGGCUGCUGGCAAGUACCGUCAGGAAGGAAAGUCAUAUGUUGUUCAAGAUGGUGAUAUUAUUCAUUUCCAAUUCAACGUUGGAAACAAGAAAUAG